This is a messenger RNA of Anopheles stephensi (Asian malaria mosquito), 8196 nucleotides long. Its product is annotated as protein abrupt-like. Gene Ontology annotation, molecular function: protein binding. The record is from RefSeq and is a predicted model, not a curated record. Gene Ontology annotation, cellular component: nucleus. The transcript is spliced from 10 exons. Gene Ontology annotation, biological process: regulation of transcription by RNA polymerase II. NCBI's taxonomy places the organism in Eukaryota, Metazoa, Arthropoda, Insecta, Diptera, Culicidae. Bases 1023 to 3812 code for a protein of 929 amino acids.
GUACACGAUGUGCGCACUCUGUACGCGGCCAGCGUCGGAGGCAAUUUCUGUAUGUACCAACUGCUCUUGCCGUGCGGACACGUGCGUUCCGGUGUGCCAGCGUCUCAAACACCACGACGGGAACCAGAGACCGUGCGUACUCGCCGGGGGAAACAAAAGAAAACAACAGCCCGUGCCGCGUACGUUCGCCAGUGGCGCAAACAGACGGUGGAGCGCGCGCGAUUCGCGGUGUGUGCGUGUGUGUUUGUCGGGGUACAGCUUAUCGGCAUAUACAAAUUCAACUGAACAGUUCGUUACACAUAAAUUAUUGCAAGUGAAAAAUUUGUGAGUGAGCUAAUGCAGUGGCAGUUAUGAAAAAAACAAGUGUAUACUAAAUCGUUAACCCCGCGUAUACUAAAGCUGUAUCCAGUGGCAGCAGCCAGCUAAAGUGUUUCCCAGUUUGAUAGCCAAAUUUACCUAUUUACUGGAGCAAAACAUAACAAGGCAAAAUAAAGGUGACAAGAUUUCUAUGACAACAACACAAAAGUUCAAAUUCUUAGUGUAAGAAGUUAAGUGUGUCUGUGUGUGAGUGUGUGAGAAGAACGCAGAAGAAGAAGCAGCUGAGCUGAGUGUUUGCAGAAUUGAUUGCAUCUUGUCCGCAGUACGCAGUCCAGUAUCUCAUAAGAAUCCGUCCCUACCCGACUUGCAACCGAAAGCAUCCAUUGGAAGGACUCUUUUGAGCCUUCGCGACGGCAUGAUGGUACUGAUGGCCUGCGAGACUUCAACUCCCUAGGCGAACGAGCUGCAGCAGAUCAUGCUACUUCUCUACACUCAUCUCACCUGCUACGCGUAAUUUACACUGUAGUGCAUCAAAGUGUACGGGAAAAUCCUCUCACGGGGAGUCAGCUUUUGUUUCUUUUUUUCUUAAUUUUCCUCGCCCCUGUUCGGUUUCGGAUCCGCGCAUUACAUUGAACCGAGGUACGAUUAAUACCCAGCAACCGAGCGACAGUAGCGGUAAAGCAAAGGCUCGAUCGAUGCAUUGAAUGACGACAGCAACCGUCGUAGCCCAGCAGAGUGAGAACUUUGGACGGUUCCCUGCAGCAAGCUGCAACAGCAGCGCCGGCACCACGGCUUCGACCGUCGCAGCACCCGGGACGCAGCUCAGGAUGAACGACACGCACCAACCGCAACCGUUGCACACGAACGAUACUAGCCCCCGCGACCAAAACACCAACGGCACGACCAGCACGGGCGGCGGACUGGCCGUGGCCAACCUAGCGCUGCACGGUGGCGCCCCGGGCCCCCUCAACGCUAACUCGAACGGCAGCACCACCAGCAACGGUUCCGGCGCGAACAACAAUAACAACAACAACAACGGUACCAGCAAAAGCCGCGCCAUGUCGCUGAGCGACGGCAAAAUCGAUCACCUGCUGCGGGAUCAGCAGCGCGAACAGCAACGAGAGCAGCAUCAGUCGUCGCACCAUCAGCAAUCCUCACAGCAGCAACACCACCAACAGCAUCCACUGCAGAACCGGCUGCGCGGUGUAUCGCCCACACCCUCGGAACAGCAGUACGCCCUCAAAUGGAACGACUUCCAGUCGUCGAUCCUGUCCUCCUUCCGGCAUCUGCGCGACGAGGAAGACUUCGUCGAUGUGACCAUUGCCUGCGAUUCGCGAUCCUUCACGGCACACAAGGUGGUGCUAAGCGCGUGUAGUCCCUACUUUCGCAAGCUACUGAAAGCAAAUCCCUGCGAGCACCCGAUUGUCAUCCUGCGUGACGUACGCUCGGAGGAUAUCGAAAAUUUGCUGCGAUUUAUGUACAACGGUGAGGUACACAUCGGCCAGGAUCAAUUAAGCGAUUUCCUCAAAACGGCCCAGUUGCUGCAAGUGCGCGGUCUGGCAGAUGUUACAACCGGCAACCCGACCGGCGGACGAACGUCGGCCAACUCGUCCAUGCUGAACUCAUCAUUAUCGACACCUGCCGUUCAGGAACUGAAGGCAUCACCCACCUCCACCUCGUUACCAUGGGAGCUGCCGGAUGACAACAAUCCAGCGCCACCGCCCCAGAAGCGUACCAAGAGCUCGGAGCUGUACCGCAAACAGCACGGACUCAGCCCGGACGACCCGAUCCCGCUCGAUCUGCUGCCGAUUGGGCAGCAUCCGCUAACGCGCGAGCGCGAUCGCUCCAAGGACAAGAGCAAGGACCAUCACCAUCGCGGUUCCUCCGAACACGACCUGCACCAUCACCACCAUCAUCGCGAGCGGGACCGAAGCCUGGAGCUGCGCGAAUCCCUGCUCGGCCAAGCGCUUGAAGGAGGACCCACACUAACCGUACCUUCGAAACAUCCCGAUCUGCUUUCGCUCCAGGCCGCGGCCAGUGGUGAAGAUUCGAACAGCAGCGAUACCGCUGCCUCCGACCAUGGUGACGAUAUCGAGGGUCUGAAUGGCAAUAUCGAACACACCCGACCGUCGUUCCCGUUCCUAGGUUUGCAGGGCAUCCCCGGACUAAUACCGGGACCGUCCGGCAUGCACGGUGACAACUUCGUUUCUCGCCGUUCCUUAGAAAUGCGCGUUCGUGCCACUGAUCCCCGACCCUGCCCGAAGUGCGGUAAGAUCUACCGUUCGGCUCACACGCUGCGUACCCAUCUGGAGGACAAGCACACGGUCUGCCCCGGCUACCGGUGUGUGCUGUGCGGUACGGUCGCUAAAUCCCGCAACUCGCUACACUCGCACAUGUCCCGCCAGCAUCGUGGUAUCUCGACCAAGGAUCUGCCCGUACUGCCGAUGCCGAGCCCGUUCGAUCCGGAGCUAGCGUCACGCUUGCUGGCCAAGGCGGGAGUUAAGAUUUCACCGGCCGAGUUGCGUGCCCGUGCAUCACCAACCGGGACGCGCCGUAACGAUGGUAUGAAGCUGGAGCUACGAUCGGGUGACGGUGGAGAGGACUUUGAUGACCCGGAAGAUUUGACCAUGUCCCAGAGCAGUCACAGUGAGUCGCAGAGACGCUUCCACGAGAGUAUGAUGGGCAUGUCACCAACCGGCUUCAACCACUUGAACUCAACCACCAUAACGCGUGUGCGACCAGGCGAAGGUACUCCAAAGCUGAGCCUUGAUGGAUUGGGACGUGACGGAGGCAAUGGAAACGGUGGACCGGGCAACGUAGGACCGGGUGGUAAUGGAAACGGCGGAGGUAACGGUAUGGGUGGACCGGAUCGUCACGGAGGUGGUGGUCCCGGUGGCCCGAUGAACCACAUGCAAUCGAACACCCCGACAGGAUCGGCCAUCUUGGACACUUAUUUGCAAUUUAUUACCGAGAAUGCAUUUGGUAUGAGUGGUAUGACCCAGGAGCAAGCUGCUGCAGCUGCCCUGCAAGCCGCCAAGAUUGCCCACCUCAAAACGCUCGGUCACAAUCUCGAUCAGCUACCGCCGGGCUUCCUACCUCCACAGCUCGAUCUAGCCAAGCUAACCAGCAACAACAACCAGAACAAUCCGGACCUAUCGUCUUUGGCUAAGCUACAGUCGUCUCCUAACGUUACGAUCGAACCGACCGGCACGGGGAACCGAAACAAUGACACCGAUCGUCUACUACAGACGAGCAAUCAUCAGAAACUGCUCGCGCUAGCGGCGAGUGGUGCUGGCGGCGGUCCCGGAGGCAAUGCUGGCAAUCAUGGGCUCAACAACAACAACAGCAUACUGAACAGUGAUGCUAUCCGGCGUGGUGGAUCCUCCGAACCGAUGGAUCUGGGGCUAGAGGGUUCCGGAGCACACGAUGACGAUGGCAACAGUUCGGCUGACGAGCGCAACUACUCGGACGAUGAAAGCAUCGCAACGCAUUAGGCACCGUUACAGCAGAAGAAAAAAAAACGAUUCACUUAUGCCAUUUACUAUACACAAACACACAGCGCGAGAUGCGGAAAGAAGCAAAACCACCGUUGUGAGUCCGGAAAAAGAAAAGAUGGGACGCAUUUUACCACUUCACCUGUAGCGUCUUCGCUCCUUCGGCCGUGUAUACUGCGUGCGGACGCGCGGAACAUCACACCGAACACGCGUUCCCUGUCCGAGAAAUUCAUUGUGCCAUCGUGUUUAAGCUAUAUAGGAACAGCGGCGCGCCCGAGUCGAUCAUGCAAGGUAACAACAUCCUUGCAAAAGCGACGCAAAACCCUCCGCAGAGGGUACAGAAAACCGGAAAACCGGGGCCGAUGUGUGAAAAGUAUGACAACCUCCUCAGACAACAUGCGGUUUCCUUCCCCAGUUUUUGCGAGAAAGAUGAGUAGCGCGUUUCCUACUUAGUUCCCGAAUGUUUUCUAACUAUACAACUAUACAGAUAUAGAAGAUAUACAUUUAAUUUGUUUUUAGAGGGAGCGAGAGAAUCAUUGGAACAAAUCGUACAUACCGGGUUCAAAUUAGUGCGUAAGGCUAUAUAUAUAGGCAGAUUGAACGGUCGGUGAAGGUUGUGGGGCCGCAAAAUACCACGCAAAAAACCUGCAAAGCAAAACCAGUAACAGAAAUACCUCAUGACUAUAAGCAACAGUCACCUCAAGCUCUAGUUAUCCUUGUAAGCACGAUAUACGAUUGCAAUUAAACUGCAUUUUUGUGUUUGUGUCUGCCGCUCGCUUAGUGCUCGGGCAUCUCCAAGCAAAACAUCCAAGUCUACCUCAGAGCCAGGAUACGCUCGACCAGCAGGACACUUAACCGUUUUUACCUCUGAAUAUGCUAGUGAAGUAUAAAUAUGAUACGAUUUUUUUAAACUACUGAUCACCCUAAACCUUACCUGAACUAGGAUGCCCGCACGCACGGGUGAUACUAAGAUACUAAGCGAAGAACCUAACCUAAGUAUACUACUACUCAGCGUAUACGUCUUACGAUCGCUUCCCUUCCGCUUUUUGUCGUACCUCUUUCAUCCUCUACACAUGACACUACGACCACCAUGAUAUACGAUUUUGUAUAACGACUACACAAACACACACAGUCCGUGAGUGUGUGUGUGUCCGAAAGCAAUCAGAACAGCCAUAACACAUACCGGAAUACGAAAUAUCAAACAACGCAAACGAAUGUAUACUGAUGAAAACCACUUGUUUAGUAGUGUACGAGAGGAAGGACACUCUUCUGACGCAGUUUUAGUCCUUCUUCUCGCUUUAACAAAGUUUUGUUUUGGAUGCUAGUACUCUAGAAGACGAGCUCGUUAUACGAAAAAUUUGGUUUGUCGUCCUCGGGUUUGAGAGACUCCGACUCCAACCAUCCAACCAACCACAUAUACGAAACACUGUUAUACGAAUCUCUCCUUAUUGAUGCACGAUUUCAAAAGGGUCCUCGAAAAAUCCGGGAGGCCAAUAUCAUUAGUUCGUAGGGUAGGAUGGGUAACCAAACAAAAAUACCAACAUCACCAGCCCCGAAACAGCAAACCCGAAAUACGACAGCAGCUAUACGACAAACCCCCGAUACCGAUCGAUACGAAAUGGAAUAGUAAGCGGAGUAGCGGUGGGACGCUACGGCAACUCUGGCGGCUGCUGCUUAUUAACGUAUACGUCUACAAACGCAAACCGCUGUAUACUGAACGGUGUGGCACACGAAGCUGCACACGGUUACGAUUUAUCAUGGAAACUUUGCAAUAUCACUCGUAGUAUACUCUAUUCUAACGACACUUCCCUGGAAGCCACGAUUACUAAAACAGCAAUCAGAAAGUACAAUGAAACGUCGGAUCCGCUUCCGGUCUCGUUUUUUUUUCUCUCUAAAUGUCCCAGCUAAAAGAAGCCUGCCAGGCGUAUGGGACACACCGUUUUCUACCUCAUCGCAGGCGACGUUAAAUGUGAAUGGUUCGGUCGCAAGUAGUAGUGUUAGUAACUCUAUUAGUAUAUACCAUCCUAGGAUCCAUUCACUACCAGCUGUGUAAUAUGGCUUAGAAAAGGGAGCAACAUCCUUAGUCGGUUAGUCAUGUAAGAGGAAGGAUCUGAAGCUGAAUCUACCACUGACUUACCUCUUCCUGCAGCGUGUAGUAAUAGCUAAUGGCAAUUAACAUACCUCCAUGCAUAAGUAUUUAGUACCAAGCAAACUCUCUCAGGGCGAUAACUGCAAGAAGAAGCAGAAGUGGAAGAACAAUUUAAUCUUAAGACACCAGAAUCUUGCUUGGGUUUGUGCUGUUUUCCCCCCCUCUUCUCAACUUAUUUUAGUAAUAACAAGCAUAUAUUACCACAAGACAGAAGAAAACACAACACAACAACCAGAGUGCAACAGAAAACGGGUAAACGAGUAAUUUAUAAGAAGUUAUACAGUUCUAACAAGUGCUGGUUAAGUUUUGACACUUUUUGUUUUUCUUGUAAGCAAUAUUUUCAUAGAUUUUUUUUUUUGUUUCAUUUUUGUUGCGUUUCUCUUACCAACUUCCAACUGAAACAGUCACAACAAACAAAUGCCAUCAGUUUUUACUACUGGUAUCGCAAACAAAUAUACCUCAACUGUUACUAGCAUGCAGAAAGAAUGUUUAAAGAGAGAGAGAGAGAAUUAUGUAAUAUAUAUAAAAUAAUAUUAAACACAUACACACACGUAUGAUUAGUGUUAGCGUGAGAAAGUGGAAACAGUUAAAGUAAGAAAGUAGAGUAGACAAAAUGUUAAUAGCACAAGAACACAGUUUAAGAACGAGUACUUAUGGUAGAGUGUUGGAGUGUGUGUGUGUGCUAUAAAAACCCAUGAAUAUGCCGAUUGCAUCGGGAAAAACUGGCACAGAAACACACAAACUUGCGUUAAGAGGUUGUAAAUAGUAUUGCAAGAAAGGAAAGGAAACAAGCAUUUAAAAUUUAAGGCAAUGAUGGAAAACUCCCAAAACUGAAGCUGAAUCUCUGAGCUGAGCCGAUCACGAUCACGAAUCUGAUAUUAGAUAAGCUAAUGCGAGCGUGUGUGAGUGAUAUCGCAAAUCGCGCGCAUUUCGGUCCCGUACGGACAAAGGAUUCCGUCGUACUGCAAACGGCAACAAGUGACGAACCUUCGCCGGGUGUCGAUGCGGAUUUUUUUUGAUUUUGUAUUUUUUUACAUAAUUUUGCUUCUCGUCCUAUAAAUUUAAAUGAGAGGGUUUAAACAUCAAUCAAAAUUAAAUAUUAGUUGACUUUAUUGCCUAUCCAGGUUAGGGGGUUAGGCCUCCAUAAAAAAAAUCAAAUCGUCCAUAGCGAUGUAAAAAACGCGUCGAGCGAUAGGGUAAUAGGAAAUAUUGAAAAUUCAAUGAAUUUUUAGGUUCGAUGUAAGAGAGAUGGGGAAUUCAAAACGGUGUUAUAAAUUACAGUUUCGUUUUACGUACGUACUUAACCCUCCCCCAGUUGCGACGUUCGUUCAUUUUUUUUUUCUUCUAUAAGCUCCGUGUUUUGGUGACGUUUGCCUUUUAAUUUUCAAUUUAAAAACAAAUCCUCCUAAGCUAUCUUACUUGUUAUUUAUCAUCGGUGUUGCUUAUUGAUCGUUACACACAAAACAAAGCGAAAGCAAAACACACUUGGCGUCUUGGCGUAGGUUUAGACAAGCUCGUUAAGAUUAAUGCAAGCAAAACAGUGCGAGCUUUGCCGAUUGCUAGAUAAAGGAAUCAUUCUUAGAGAAAAGAAAAACCGCAAAAACGAUAUAUAAGAGAUAUUGAUACAGUGCAAAAUGGUAGCGAAAUAGUAGCAAACAACAAAAGCUAAAACAGUCUUUGUCCACGCUUUGUCUAUUUGCAAGAUUAAAAAUUGAUAAAAUGAAAAGUGGAAGAGUUAAAAUUUAUACUUAUACGGGAGAUGGAAUUGGAAGCGAAACCUUGUGCAUGUUUCAGCGUAAUAAUUUGUUAACCUACAUGAUGAAACCAGAAAUUAUGAACCUCCCAGUCAGAGUAAAUUAAUUCGCGUGGUGAAGUGGAAGCGUUCGAACAAAAGUAGAUAAGCAAACAUUAAACAGCACUGGGCAAUGGAUAGGAAUAUUAAAUACAAAAUAAGCAAAGCGGAAGCGGAUAAGAAAUGUGAAACAUGUAAAACCACAUUGCGAAACAGUGAAAUUGAAAGUGAGAGAAUGGAAAAGAAAGAGAGAGAGAGAUUCUAGACACACGUUACGCCGGUAUUAGUAAUUCAUACUCUGCCCCCCCACUUUUUUGUCUCAUUAACUGUAAGUACUCUAUGCUAUUAUUGAACAUUGUUCGUUCUUUUUUAAGUUUUUUUGUACACUUUUUUCUUUGUAAGGUAUCGUUUUUUUUCGGCGGAAAAUAUAUAUUUAAAAAUUA